Arctia plantaginis is the source of this 1107-nucleotide messenger RNA. The record is from the annotation of a GenBank genome assembly. Lineage: Eukaryota; Metazoa; Arthropoda; Insecta; Lepidoptera; Erebidae.
AUGAACACAUCGCCCUAUCAGGUUAUCCGCCCACAACUUCUUAACUUUUCUCCACUUUUUAUUAAUGCGAAGUCAAUCGUAUCUCAAUCGUCAGAGAAGAAAAUAGCUGAAUGUUAUCAAACGCUCGACUUACCGUUAGAUUCCAAACAAGAUGCAGUUCGACAAGCUUUUCUGGAGCUGGCCAAAAAGUACCACCCAGACUCAGGGUCUCCAGAAGCAGAUAUGGACAAGUUUGUGGCUGUAGAAAAUGCAUUCAGGACUCUGAAUAAUCAUAUCACUGGCAAGAGUAGUCAAGAAGAAGUGGAGAAGAUUGUUUUUGACAUCAGACACACAGCUCCUCAACACCGUCAGUACUUAAGCUAUGAUGGCUACGUUCAUGGCACUAUAUUUCAACGUGAGAAGCAGUAUGCUCAAGUCAGGGCACAAAAAGCUGCCAUGAAUGUUAUGGAACACCGUAUAGAAAAAGCCGUAGCUGCAGAAAACACCUUGAUGAAGAAAGGACAGCGUGCAGUGAAACACGAUAUUAAAACAAAGUAUGGCUUUGACAGGCUGGUUGAGGACUUGAUACAAGAAUCGAUGUCUAAAGGGGAGUUUGAAAACCUGAGCGGUAAAGGAAAGCCAUUGAAAAGUCAGAAUACAAAUCCUUACGUUGAUUUUACAACACACAAGUUGAAUGAGGUACUAAUAAAUAACGGAUUUACCCCAGAAUGGAUAACAAUGCGCAAAGAAAUAGAGCAAGACAUAGAAGCAUUAAGGAAAGAGAUAGAGAAUGACCGCAAAUACUUGGGUCCGUAUCCAUUCAAAGAUGACGAUGCUACCAAAUGGAAGAAAAUAUACGAAAGUAACAAAGAACUAGCACAAUCAAUAAAUAAUAAAAUAAAUACUUAUAAUUUAAUAGUACCUUUGAUGAAUAAACAGAAGUUUCAUGUGGAGUUUGAUAAAAUUUGUGACGAUGUUUUAAAGAAUGGUGUCCAUUCAGUAAUUAAAGAUGAAAAGACAGUUCAUUUAGUUAGUAAUGAAGUUAAAAAAGAAGAUGAUUUACUUAGUGUGUUUUUUAAAGCUGUAGGCGAUUUAUGGAGUUUUAACAAUGAGAAGAAGAAAUAUUAA